AUGGCAUCAAAAGAAUCAUGGGAUGAUUGGAUUUCUCGUGCCAAAAUAGAGCAGAAAAUCUUCGGUCGUACUUGUACAAUUUAUAAUCAACCAGCACAGACUGCUCCGGGUGAUGAGAAUAAGAAAUGUUCUUGUGGUCGCUUAGUCCGAAGCCAUAGUUUUGAUAGUAAAUACUUAUCACUAAAGGUAAACCGUAACAAUAAUGAGACAUCAGAUCUUAAUAUUGUUCCUGUGACUAUAUACGGAACAUUAAAAUCCACUGGGUCUAUUGGUUGUAAAUAUAUUCGAAUUAAUAAUCAGUCACAUAUGAAGCAUAUCUAUGAGUUGUUGGUUAAUGAUUGUGGAGAUACAAAACCAGCUCUCAUUUUAAGUAUUUAUGGUGGGGCUAAAUAUUUCACUAUGACUGAAAAACUGGAAAAAGAAAUUAUACGUGGUAUAAUUGAUGCUGCAGCAACGUCUAGUGCUUGGAUUCUAACUACUGGUAUUAAUAAUGGUGUAUCAAAAUUAAUUGGCGAAGGAAUAUCUCAUUAUCGUUUAUUGAAAGCUUAUCCAAAUAAAAUUAUUUGUAUUGGACUAACAAAAUGGGGAACAAUCAAUGAAAGUACACGUUUUGAAUUAAAACAUACAACUAAUGGCUAUUCACCAACGCUAUGUCGUUGGCAAAUUUCUGAUGAUGAUGCCGAUACUGACGUAACCAUCGAGAAGAAUCAUACGCAUUGUAUUCUGUUUGACGAUGGUAGACUAAGUGGUUAUCUAAGUGAUGGACAACGAGAUGCUUUAGUUAAAGAAGCAUGUGAAGAUAAAGAACAUAAAUGUUAUGGUGUAACAAUUAUUGUUGAAGGUGGUAAGAAUACUAUUGAAGUUCUUCAACAUGAUAUAAAAGCAAAUCGACCAAUUGUAUUUAUUGAAGAUAGUGGCCGCUUAGCAGAUGUAUUUGCUUCUUUAAUCAAUCAAACAGCUGAUGCAAAGACUGAUGAACAAUUUAUUCCAUCAGAAGAAGCUGUAAAAAAAGCUUUGACUGAUUUUUUUCCUAGUCUCGAAGAAGGUGAAAUCAUUAAAAUAACGGAAAGAAUAAAAAGAAUAUUGGAUAAAAAGAAUCGUCAUUUGCUAUAUGUUUUCCGUAUGGAUCGUGAUAAAAGUGUAGCAGAAACAAUAUUCAAAGCUAUUUUUACUAUGAAAAAUAAACAAAAUGAAAUGAAUAAGAGUAAUGAACAAAAAGAUAAAAAAAACACUCGAAAUCAACAGUAUGCAGACGAUGAAGAUAGAUUAUUAGAUUUAGCAUCUCAAUGGAACUAUUUUGAUGGUGUUUUAUCAAUAGUAAAAAAAAGACAACCUACUGCAAGCUAUAAUGACGAGAUUAAAGAGAAAGAUAUGGUAUGCUACAAAAAGUUAUUUCGAGACUCAUUGAUAAAAAAUCAUCCAGUUUUUGUUGAAUAUUUUCUUGCUGCUGGUUUUGAUCCAUUUAAACUCCUUCAUACUCCACCUGAUGAACAUGUUGCUGCUAAGCUUAAUCCAUUGAAACACAUUGUUACUCAAAAUGGUGAACAACAACGCCAUACUAUGCUAUUAGAAUUAUAUCAAGCUACUCACGACGAAAUAACUACGAGCAAUCGUAGAUAUAUAAAUGGGUUAUUUGUUUCAUCACGUGUGGAAACAAUAACAACACUUGAUAUAAAGUUAAAUAAAUUUAUUGGUUCAUUUUUUGAAGCAAUUUAUUCAAAAGAAUAUAAUACAUAUACAAAACGUAUUUGUAUUGAUCUGACAAAUCAUGUAUGUAGUUGCUGUAUUACUGCAAUAGAUCUUUCUCCUUCAAAUAGUAAUCGAGUUUCUUCAGAACAUAUUAAUGAUACUCAACCUCAAGAUCAACAAAAUGAAACGAAAAAUUUACUUGAAAAAAAUAAAUUAUUACGUGAUUUAUUUUUAUGGUCUAUAUUCAUGGAUAUGCCCGAAAUGACGAAAAUACUUCUCAUUCAUCAACAAUCUCGUAUAUGUGCUGCUUUAAUAGCUUCAGCUAUAUUUAAACGAUAUUCAAAAUUGUCGUUAACUGUUAAUCUCAAAGAAAAAUUUCAAAUUCAAGCAGAUGACUUUGGAAAAUAUGCAGCCGACUUUAUCAAUGAUUGUUACAAAUAUAAUGAACGAUCAGCAUGUGAAUUACUUCUACGACAAAUACCACUCUUUGGUAAUGUCACAUGCAUGCAGAUUGCUAUUUCAAGCGAAAAUAUUCAACUAGUUGGAACAGCUUGUUUUGAUCAGACACUAACUCAAGUAUGGUACAAUAAAUUAUCUAUCAAAAAUAAUCAAACAACAACAAGACCGUCACAGUUUCUAUCCAUAAUAACUUUUGGACUUUUAGCACCAUGGCUAAUUUCGUACAGGAAAAAGGAAACUAGUAUACAAGAUAUAUUAUUAUCAACAAAAGGUAUCAAUUAUUAUGCUGAUAAGGAACCAACUGAAAAUGAAGAACCAAUUAAAAGUGCAUUGAAAAAAUAUUGGACUCGCUUUCGCUAUUUUCAUGGAAGUCCAUUCAUCAGAAUGUGUUAUGAUUUUAUAAGUUAUAUUUGGUUUUUACUUGUAUUUAGUUAUAUGAUGCUUUAUCAUCUUGAUAGUCCAGAUACAUUAGGAAUUCCACAUUGGACUGAAAUCUAUGUUAUUAUUACAGUAUCAACUAUGUUUUGUGAAGAGAUUCGAAAGCUUACUCAUGAAUAUAAAUAUCGAAUGGUUGAACGAUGGGGUUCAACCGGAUCAACUAUAUUAACAGUUUUAACAAAUAUAUUUUUUAUUGCACCAUAUUUUUUAUUUUAUCUUGGUCUAAUAUUUCGAUAUACUGGUUAUGACGAUAGAAUCUUUACUGCUGGAAGGAUUAUAUGGGCAUUUGAUCUUGAAUUAUGGUACCUUGGUUCGUUGAGAUUUGUUGUAGCUUUAAAAUCUGUAGGACCCAAAUUAUUUAUGCUUAAAAAUAUGCUUCGUGAUCUAGCUGCUUUUUUCUAUAUGAUUUUUAUUGCGGUAGCUGCAUAUGGUGUUGUAUCUCGUGCAUUAAUUCUUUACCAACAAAUUCCAUUUACUGGUAGUGAUAUAUUUAGAUCAAUCUUUUAUGAACCAUACUGGUUUAUAUAUGGAGAUGUAUCUGAUAAAGAUUUACUUGAUCAGAUAAUCAGUAAUGGUACACAAUCACUUGUUGCUGAAGCAACUGCUACACAUGUUUUACUUGCAUUUCAUAUGUUAUUUAUUAAUAUUCUCAUAUUGAAUUUGUUAAUUGCUGUUUUUACUGAUACAAUUGAUAAAGUGAAAGAAAAUACAGAAUUUUAUUGGCGUUCUCAACGUUAUUCAUUUAUUCGUGAAUAUUUUGAACAACCGCCAUGCGCGUAUCCACCAUUGAUCAUAUUUUCACAUAUUGCAUUACUUAUUCAUUAUAUUUACUCAAAAUCAUGCGAUAAAGGAACUGGAGAUAAUGAUCAUACAUCAGAAUCAAUAACAUUGUUACGUAAUUUUAAAAUGAUCGCAGCAGCCGAUACAACAAACGAACGUUGGGAUGCAUUUGAAAAUGCUGCGACUCACGAUUGUGCUCGAUCAAACGUGGAAAAGGCUACAAAGAAUGAUCUUCUGUUAUCUGAAGAUGACCAUUCGCAUAGCACAACUAGCAUGAAUGAAUCUGAGAUGAUGAAAGUAAUUGUUGAUCAACAACGACAGAUGAAUGAAGUAACCAAAUCAUUACAUUGGAUUAUGAAUGCAAUGGUACGAGUAAAAAUGAAUGAUCGUAACGAACCACCGCCUUCAUUGGCAUCAAUAUCUACUGGUGAUAGUGAUAGUAAUAUCCCAAUAUCAAUUCAACCAACAGCAAAUUCUAAUUAA
Molecule: messenger RNA, 3849 nt
Organism: Adineta steineri
Lineage: Eukaryota; Metazoa; Rotifera; Eurotatoria; Adinetida; Adinetidae
Source: the annotation of a GenBank genome assembly